Molecule: messenger RNA, 1518 nt
Organism: Oreochromis aureus
Lineage: Eukaryota; Metazoa; Chordata; Actinopteri; Cichliformes; Cichlidae
Gene: tekt1
Product: tektin 1
Exons: 8
Coding region: 165-1355 (396 amino acids)
Biological process (GO): cilium assembly; cilium movement involved in cell motility
Cellular component (GO): nucleus; microtubule cytoskeleton
Source: RefSeq, a predicted model, not a curated record
CAUAGUUGAGUGGUGUUAUGUAACAGUACUCCAGUGGUUUACCGGGAGGUGUUAUUAGCCGUUGCUAUGGUAACCACUUGUUUUGCUUAACUCCUGCAAAAGGUAGAGGACAUUAAAACGGACUCUUCUGGUGGUUUUCUGCUGUACCAAAGAAGUGGAGAACGAUGUCGUUCCCGGACCACAGCUCCCAGCUGGGUGCGGGACCCGAUUUGAAAAACAUUGAAGUUAUGCUGAAUCACUCUGAGCUCUUCAGGGCAGAGUGCAAAGGGCUGAUCCUGGAGACUGACAAAGCAUGGCGGCGCAUGCAAAAUGAUGACAAAAAGCGACUCGAUCAGCGGGUCAGAGAUAUCCAGUUUCUGAUAAAGGAAUUGGAGCUAAAGCUGGAGGAGGUCAUUCUGGAGACUGAUGCUCUUAUAACUUUACAGAGCAGUGUUGUGAAGGCUCUGGAGGGCACCAAAGAGCCUCUGAGAGUCACUGUUCUCUGUCUGGAGGAGAGGAUGAAACGCGUCCCGGCUGAGAGGGUGGAGGAUGAAGUGGAAAGAGAGCUGCUGAAGGAGCAGGAGGUUCUCAAGGGAGUAGCUUCCCUCUUGGAGCGUACACUGGAGCAGAUGAGUGAACAGAUUAGACUGAACCGAUCUGCCAAGUACCAUUUGGGGAAGGAUCUGAAGGAGAAAUCUGAGGCCCAGCACAUUGACAACUCCUGUGUUGUAAUGACCACCCAUUCCAUCGGUAACCUGCAGCUCUCCACAACCAAGAGCACCGGUCUGCCUAGCUUGACAGUGACUCCAAAGCAGUGGGAGAACAUCUCAGAUAUCAACAUAGCUAAAGCAGAGCACCAGAAGACCAACUCUGAGUCCAUGAGGGCCCUGGUGCAGUCUGUCCUGGAGCAGACAGCUGCUGACAUGCAGAAGCAGUUUCAGGCUACAACAACUGCCUUCCAGACACAUAUCCAGGAAAUCAAGUCUGUCAAGAGCCAGAUGGAAGAGAAACUGCCCGAGAUUCUGUCUGAGAUAUCCAGCCAGGAGAGGCUCAGAGAGGAUCUUCAAGUGGCCAUCACAGAGAAUGAGCAUUCCCUGAAUCUGGCAAAGACCCGGCUGGCUAUGCGUCUCCAGAGGCCCAGCAAGGAGCAGUGCUACGAUCUAGCCCAGGCUCAGCUCCUCACUGAAAUCCAGCACCUCACCUCUCACAUCAAGAAACUGCGUGAGGAAACAGCUCAGUCACAGGAGCAGCAGAGGGCGCUAGUGCGCUGCAAGUUGAGGCUGGAGGAGGAUGUCAAUAUGAAGGCCAGCUCUCUCUACAUUAACGAAGUCAUCUGCACUCAGCUCAGGGAGCCUGUCAGGACACAUACAUUCUGACCAUUAUAUGCACUUGAGAUGUAUUUCAAAAUGCAGUCAUAUAACAUUUUCUUUACAAUAACUGUGAUCCUGUUUCUCUUUUAAGUAGUUGGUUGGCAUCAUUUUUCUUUUACAACUGUUUGAAUCUCUUUUUUCCCUAACUAAAAAAUUUAAAUUGACCUCA